Messenger RNA from Vicia faba (fava bean), 303 nucleotides. Lineage: Eukaryota; Viridiplantae; Streptophyta; Magnoliopsida; Fabales; Fabaceae. The record is from the annotation of a GenBank genome assembly.
AUGGGUCAGAUGCAUGGAAAUGGUGUUCAGAAUCAGAUUCUGGUUGUUAACCAUGGGGGCGAGAGUUUCAAGCGUGAAAUGAGGGAUUUGGAGGAGUUGUUGUCAAAAUUGAAUUCGUUGGCCGAGGAAUUUGUUCCUCCGUCACUGAUAACUAAUUAUCAGGGAUAUUUAGCUGCCGGACCUAAUGCUGGGUUUGGUUACCGUAACAAUUAUAUGAUUCAGAACAACAGUUCUGUCGAUGCCAAUGGACAAAUUAAUAAAGGAGGGAGGAAUCAGAAAUUUUGGUUGUUUGUUCAUUCGUGA